AUGGCACAGUCGACCGCGACCUUGCGCGCUCUGACCUAUCGUCUUACUUCGACUCCAACCCAACAGCUUCCUGCCAUCAUCCCACAGAUUGCCGGAGCUCUGUGGAACUGCAAAGACAUCCUCUCCAUCUCGACAGAUUCGAAGGCCGCGGGGGAAGCAGCAACAGCAGUUCAUCGCUUCAAGACACAGCUCAAUACGCUACUACAGGAUAGGACUGUUGAAGGACGAUGGGCUGCCGUAGUCUUGACCAAGGCGGUCAUUGAAGCCGGCGGUCUCGAAGUACUCAGCAAGUCAAAUCCAUGGGUGAAGCAUCUGCUGGGAAUCCUCAAGCGCCCUGACCCCCCAACAACACGAAGUCUGGUCGUAAUCACUCUGACCCGAAUAUUUAUGCUCACGUGGAGCUACUCCAAUCUGAUACGUGAAAUCACUACACCUGCAUUGACUACAUUUAUACCAACCUGUAUAUCGAACAUUGAAAAUAAGCGAUGCUCGGCUGGCGAAUUGCAAACCGUGCUCGAAGCCUUUGCUAUUCUGAUUCCAAAACAUCCGACCAUAUUCCGACAGAACGAGAACAACAUUCGAAGCAUCUGUACUGCCGCCCUGUCAUCUGGCUCGAUACCCACACAGGUGCGCCAGUACAGUCAAGAUCAUCAAAAAGCUGCUCGGCGAUUGCUGGUGCUUCUGCAUCAUUGCGCCCCAAAGCAAGGCGGAAGCGACAAGUGGGUGGAGACGCUCAAGAGUACUGUUGAAGCUGUACACGCGACUUGUGACCAUGUGUUCCGCGCCGUACAUGAAGACUGGCAGUCCGUGGCCGGUGUGAAAUCUUCCGUGUCUGCACAACGAGUCCUCAGUGGCACCAUUGAGGUGGAGAGCGAGGAUGCGGUCGGCCUUGCGCCAUGGAAAGGAGUGUAUGCGGGUGCCGAACGUGUCGUAUCCUUACUCAACUUGCUGAAGUCGCAUCUGACCACUGCUACAUCCGCCACAAUGACGGUACGCAUUGGCUUAGUCAGCGAUCUGUUGACACGACUGUUUGGCGUAGUUGUGCCAUAUCAUGGCAAGCAGGACUUUGUGAAGAUCAACAACCAGGUUCUCAAAGAGGAGCGCGAGGCACUCUUCGCUGUAUUGCCUCGAAUCCAUGUUGCAUCGAUUGAACUCAGCAGGACUCUGAUCAGCCGACUCAGCAGCACUAGUGUGGGUGGUUGUCAGAUUGCCAUUGAUCAAGUGAUGUAUGUGUUCCAUGCAGAGAGCAGCGAUGCUCAAGUCCGCUCUGCCAUAUAUGAGCUACUUUCGGCGAUUUUCGAGAUAUCUGGACCAUCCAUGGGUCGAACGGAAGUGGGAGAGGUCUCCUCAGUUCUGAGAUCGUGCUGUCUGGACCUACUGCCGGAUGCAAAGGAUGCGGUUGGCCCUGAUGCGAAAACAAAUGGUCAAGUAGGAGGCAUCAAGCAACAACUGGGACUGGCCGGCGGGCAAAUCUUACAGAGUGAUAACGCAGGCCAGAACGAGCUCUUAAGGGCUGCACAGGCUCUUCUGCGCACAGCCUUGUUACGUAUUGAUGCGCUGCCGUCGCAAUUGCGUGCGCUGGUGGACCGCACGGCUGCUUUGACUCGUAAUCAUCCACUCUUACAGGCCAGCGUCAUGAACCCACCUGCAAAACGGUCGGUCGCAGGGAGUGCGCCUGCCAGCCUGUUGCCUGUACUCGCCAGAGAGUACAGCCGUACGGUCGAGGUAGAGGUUCUACUGCGACCACGGCUUCCUGUCAUUGGCAAGAAGUCCUCCAAUCAGUCCGGCAGAUUUGACGAUGAUGAGGAUGAAGAUGAAGACGAAGAAGACGAGGAUGCCGGCGCGGGUGACGAUGAGGGAGCCGAUCAAGAUGAGGGUGGACUUCGUCAAGACGAGGAAGCUGUGGAGGCCGCGAAAGAGGACCCAACUACUGACCUCCUCGACACACUGGGUCAAAACGCUUCUCUUGAGCCCUCCAUCAGCACCACCACGACAGCAAAAUCUCUCUUUGCAUCAGAGAAUGCAAUUGGCAAACGAAGAGCCACGGAUGAAGUCGCGGAUCUUUCAGCAAAGCGAUUGCGAGCAUCGCCCGAGGCGGCUCGCUCUCCGGGAUUGUCAACAUCGACUCAGCCCACGGGUAGUCUUGCGGAAGUUGUGGUGUCAAGACAGGCACUAGCAGUCCCUGUAGUCCCGGCAUCAAGUGCACCAACUGUGGGGUCCUAUCAUACUGCGACUGCGGACGACUCGGAGGAUGAUAGCGACUUUGAGAUACCGACCAUACAUGUUGGUGAUUCCGAUCAAGAUGAGGAGGAGGACGAUGAGGAGUAG
Molecule: messenger RNA, 2328 nt
Organism: Sphaerulina musiva SO2202
Lineage: Eukaryota; Fungi; Ascomycota; Dothideomycetes; Mycosphaerellales; Mycosphaerellaceae
Exons: 2
Coding region: 1-2328 (775 amino acids)
Biological process (GO): rRNA processing
Cellular component (GO): nucleus
Source: RefSeq, a predicted model, not a curated record